Messenger RNA from Helianthus annuus (common sunflower), 3435 nucleotides. RefSeq lists its product as uncharacterized. Gene Ontology annotation, biological process: DNA repair; telomere maintenance. Gene Ontology annotation, molecular function: DNA helicase activity. The transcript has 3 exons. Lineage: Eukaryota; Viridiplantae; Streptophyta; Magnoliopsida; Asterales; Asteraceae. The record is from RefSeq and is a predicted model, not a curated record. The coding region runs from base 21 to 2888 and encodes 955 amino acids.
UCUUAGUGGAUGCUUACACAAUGAUCGAAAGUGAAAGGUUGUUCUUCAUACGUGGCCACCAAAAAAACCUACGUUGUGAAACGUUCGAGAAUCUAAAGAAUGUAAAAAACGGUGGAGGUUUAAACGGCUCAAACGUUGGUACACCUGUGAUAUUGCCCUCAUCUUUUACUGGUGGAGCUAGAUACAUGAUGCAAAACUAUCUAGACGCGAUAUCACUAUGUAAGUGGUUUGGGUACCCAGAUUUUUUUAUAACCAUUACGUGUAAUCCCAAAUGGCCUGAAGUCAAGAGAUUUCUUAAAGACACCACCUUAAAGGCCGAGGAUAGGCCAGACAUAUUAUGCCGAUUGUUUAAAAUUAAACUUGAUGCUUUUGUUAAAGAUUUGAAGGACAAAUCCAUUAUUGGAAAAGUUCUAGCCGUUGUUUACACUGUAGAGUUUCAAAAGUGUGGACUUCCCCAUGCUCACGUGUGUUUGUUUAUGCACCCUGAUGACAAGGUUCCUACAGUUGAUAAGAUCGAUCCCGUGAUUUGUGCUGAGAUUCCUGAUGAAAUCGAAGAUCCAGAAUUGUAUUUGCUUGUAAAGGAACACAUGAUGCAUGGACCUUGCGGUGCUGAUAAUUUCAAUUCUCCAUGCAUGAUAGAUGGAAAGUGUUCAAAAAAGUUUCCUAAGAAAUUUUUGGAGCAUACCUCAAUUGACAGUAAUGGUUUUCCAAUGUACAGAAGGCGAGAUUCUGGUAAAGAAAUUUACAAAUAUGAUGUUAGAAUGGACAAUAGGAAUGUGGUUCCAUAUAACAAAACCUUGCUUAAACGAUAUCAAGCACAUAUAAAUGUCGAAUGGUGCAACCAGGCUGGUUCUAUCAAAUAUUUGUUUAAAUACAUAAACAAAGGUCCAGACAGAGCUACCCUUUUGUUGAAACAAGGCAACAACGACGAUCCCCUUAAUGAGGAUACUGAUGAGAUUAAAGAAUAUUACGAUUGUAGAUAUGUAUCUGCAUGCGAAGCGUCUUGGCGUAUCUUUUCUUAUGAUGUUCAUUAUCGGACUCCGUCUGUUAUCAGGCUACCUUUCCAUCUUCCAGGACAACAAAACGUUGUUUAUGGUGCUGAAGAAGAUAUAGACGACGUUUUUAGCAAACCUUCAAUUGCUUCUACUAUGUUUUUAAAGUGGAUGGAAGCUAAUGCAACAUAUCCAGAAGCACAACAUCUAACAUACGUUGAAUUUCCAACAAAAUUUGUAUGGAAGCUUGAAAGAAAAAGUUGGGAACGAAGGGAAAGAGGCUUCUCUAUUGGUAGAAUUCAUGUUGUGUCACCCGCUCUUGGUGAAGCAUACUUUUUAAGGAUUCUUUUGAAUAAAGUUAAAGGCCCAAGAUCAUUUGUUGAGAUUUUGACAGUCAAUAAACAGAUAUGCAAAACUUUUAGGGAAGCAUGUUACAAACGAGGUCUUUUGGAGGAUGACACUGAAUAUAUUGAGGCUAUUCAAGAGGCAAGUCACUCAGGAUCUGGGUAUUUUCUACGGUCUUUGUUUUCGACAAUGUUGCUUAAUGAGACUUUAUCUAGACCUGAAUUUGUUUGGCAAAAAACAUGGCAGUUCCUAUCUGACGACAUUCUCUACAAACAACAAAUGCUACUAAAAAGUCCAGAGUUAUCACUUACCGACAAUCAAAUCAAGAACCUUACACUAUUUGAAAUUGAGAGAAUAUUACUUCGUAAUAACUCAACUUUGAAAAAGUUUCCAGCAAUGCCAUUUCCUGAUUCUGAUUUUGUUUCAAAUUGCAACAAUCGAUUGAUUACCGAAGAGCUAUCUUAUGAUAUCGAUAAUCUGAAGACCGAUGUUGUUACUCUCAUUAGUGCGUUAACAGAUGAGCAAAGACAUGUCUAUGAUAAUAUUAUGACAUCUGUUACACGAAAUAAAGGAGGUGUGUUUUUUGUAUAUGGUUACGGUGGUACUGGAAAAACUUAUUUGUGGAAGACAUUAUCAACAGUACUCAGAUCUAAAGGAGAAAUUGUUUUAAAUGUAGCUUCGAGUGGAAUUGCAUCUUUGUUACUAACCGGAGGCAGGACCGCACAUUCCCGUUUCUCUAUUCCUUUAAAUCUAACCGAAGACUCUAUGUGUUUUAUUAAGCCAAAUAGUGAUGCUGCAGAGCUACUAAAAAAAGCCUCCUUGAUUAUUUGGGACGAAGCUCCAAUGACUCACAAACAUGCCUUUGAAGCCCUAAAUAGAACAAUGAAUGACAUUUUGAUCUCUGGCAAUCAUAGCAGCUCAAACAUCAUGUUUGGAGGUAAGGUCGUUGUUUUUGGUGGAGACUUUAGGCAGAUUCUUCAUGUGGUACAAAAUGGAAGCAGGCAUGACAUUGUUAAUGCGUCAUUAUGUUCUUCUUAUAUUUGGUCAAACGUCAAAGUCUUAAGGUUGACAAAGAACAUGAGGUUAUCUUUAGGGAUCGACUCUACAAACAUCAAGGAAACUACUGCUUUUUCAAACUGGCUAUUAGACAUCGGAGAAGGAAAAGUUGGUGAAGCAAAUGAUGGUGAAUCAACUAUUGAUAUACCUGAAGAUCUUUUAAUUGGUGAUUCUUCUGAUCCUAUUAUUGAUUUAAUUAACUUUGUCUAUCCUUCCAUUCUUGAUAGAUUCCAUGAGCCUAACUAUUUUGACGAUAGAGCCAUUUUAGCACCUACAAAUGAGGUUGUUCAAUCUAUCAAUGAUCGCUUGAUGUCUUUGUUUCCUGGCGAUGAAAAGGAGUACUUAAGUUCAGAUUCAAUUUGUCAGUCAGAUCAUGUAAACGAAACUUUUGAUGAAAAGCUCUACUCACCGGAUGUUUUGAAUGGACUUAAACUUUCAGGUGUACCUAAUCAUCAGUUAGUUUUGAAGGUGGGUGUUCCAAUAAUGCUACUUUGAAAUAUUGACCAAAAGAAUGGUUUGUGUAAUGGUACAAGACUACGAGUACUUUAUCUUGGUAAUAGGGUGAUUGAAGCUGAGAUUAUAUCUGGUGCUAAUAUUGGUACAAGAACUUUCAUCCCUCGCCUUAGUCUGUCACCAUCUGAUAAGAAAAUUCCUUUCAAGUUCAAAAGAAGACAGUUUCCGGUUGCUGUUUGUUUUGCAAUGACUAUUAACAAAAGUCAGGGACAAUCAUUAUCCAAGGUUGGAUUGUAUCUCAAAGAUCCUGUUUUCUCACAUGGUCAACUUUAUGUGGCACUAUCAAGGGUUAAAAGUAGAGCCGGUUUAAAGAUGCUGAUAACAGAUAAAGAUGGCCAUGCUACAAAUAAGACCACAAAUGUUGUAUACAAAGAAAUUUUUGGAAAUUUGUAGUCUUUUUUGUUCAUUUAUCAUUUGUUAAGGAAACUUUUGCAUUUAUUUUAUUUAAACUGUUUUGAAUAUAAAGUUAUAUGUGUUUUCUUUUUUUACCGUUCAAUCCGUGUGACACACGGGUAAUAACCUAGUUUAA